AAAGAAGGCCGAUCGUUUUAAGAUACUCAUUCGUUAAAAGUUUUCUUAACCGUUUGGGUUAAUAAUUUUUUUUCUUGUUAAAAUACUCUUGCUUUUCACAAUUUAAAUUUCCCCAGUGAAGAAAAUUGAAGAUUCAAGGAUAUUCCCUGUGAGAAGAACGAAAAUAGUGAAAAGUGAAAUUUAGUAAAUUUUUUUUCAUUUUUGAAAAAAUAUCUUUUCCCUCUUUCAUAUCCAUGUGAUUAAAUUAAAUUAAAGAAUUUUUACAAAGUUAAUGAAAUACAAAAAUAAUCGCGGCACAAUACUCCAGUUACAAUUUCGGACAUUUUUAUUGAAAAAAGGAUACGAAAAUUCGUCUUUUAAUAUUUUAAGUUAUCUCUCUUAACAAUAAAAUUUUACUUUAAAUAACUUGUGAUAAUUCCGGAGAUGUAAAUAACUCGCCCCUAUAACAAAACAAAAAAACUAUUGACCAUAAUUUUUGUAUUACAAAAAAAAAAGGAACUAUUACCUACAAGAAAACUUAACAAACUAUUUUCAAACGAAAAGUUCCAUUAAAAACUGACAAAUAAAAAAACAUCACUUAACAAAAAAAUCUCACUCAAAUCGUACAAAACUACUGACAACAACAAACAAAAAAUAGACAAAAUGUCACCUCCCACCAGAAUAUCUGUUAUCUCCAUCAUCAUCCUAACAUUCCAAAUCCUCUACGUCCACUCAAUACCACUUCAAACGGAAUUCGAUCAAAUUCCACCAAAAACUCUCGAAAACUCUGAGAUUAUUUCCAAUACAGAAAACUAUCAUGUGAUAUCAACGACAACUGAGACCAAAGAAACUAAUUUCCUAAGUGAACUAUUAUUUGAUGAAGAUCCAGGAAAGGAGCAAUGUAAUCAUCCAGGACAUAAGCCUGGCUUUUCAGGUUUUGAUUAUGCAGUGCUAUUAACCAUGCUUGUUAUAUCUUUAGGAAUUGGAGUAUUUUAUGGAUUUUUCAAAAAAUCCGGUUCGUCAUCUAGUGAAUUCCUUCUUGGAUCAGAGAUGUCAAUUUUCCCAGUAACAUUAAGUUUGACAACCAGCUUCAUAACAGCUAUUGAAUUACUGGGGAAUCCCUCCGAAAUGUACUUCCAAGGAACGCAAUUUGUUUUGAUUGUUAUUCCGAUGGUCCUUGUAAUUCCUGUGGCUGUGAAGAUAUUUUAUCCGAUUUACUUUAAAAUGGAGCUUACAAGUUGCUACGAGUACCUGGGCAUUCGAUUUGGAAAAGAAAUCCGUGUUCUUGGUGCGUUACUGUAUGUCGUUCAGAUGUGUUUUUACACUGCAGUAGCAGUUUUAGCACCAGCAAUUGCACUUUCUAAAGCUACCGGGCUCAAUACAAGAAUUGCUGUUGUACUAAUCUAUCUUGUUUGUGUGUUUUACUCCUCUCAAGGAGGAAUGAAGGCUGUUGUUAUUGCUGAUACAUUUCAAGCUGCAGUUCUAGCUUUUUCACUGGUUUUGAUAAUCAUUCUUGGAUGUUUCUAUUCAGGAGGAUCUGCGUUGAUCUUUGACACUGCUGCUGAAGGAAAUCGUUUGGAGUUUUUCAACUUUUCACCCAAUCCAACAGACCGUCAUACUUUCUUCUCAGUUGUGAUUGGAGGAUUCUUCUACUGGACUUCAUUAUUUUGCACCAAUCAAGCUUCAGUGCAAAAAUGCAUGUCAUUGAAAUCACCGAAAUUGGCUAAUUUGGCUUUGGGAUUUUCAAUUCUUGGUCUAGUCAUAGUUUUUCUUAUGAAUUUCUACACAGGACUUAUGGUCUAUACACAUUAUUCAGGAUGUGAUCCUUUAACAGCUGGACAAAUCACAGCUACAGAUCAACUGUUGCCAUAUUACAUUAUGCAUGUUUAUGAGCAUAUUUACUCAGUUGCUGGUAUAUUUGUAGCUGGUAUUUUUGCUGCAAGUUUGGGUACUGUUGCAUCGGCUUUGAAUUCGUUGGCUGCUGUGACUUGCGAGGAUUUACUUAUAAAUGGACUUAAUAUUAAAAUUUCACCUGAAAGGGGAGCUUUGUAUGCCAAGUGGAUGUCAUUGGGAUAUGGUGCUGUAUCAUUCGUAUUAGUAUUUAUUGUUGAAAAGCUGGGAGGAGUUCUUCAAGCAACACUAACUUUAAACGGUCUGAUUGGUGGUGUCACUCUGGGAUUGUUUCUUUUAGGAAUCUUUUUCAAACAGGCCAACACUAAAGGUGCAUUUUAUGGUGGAAUUAUUUCACUCAUCAUUGUUGUUUUCAUUGGUGUUGUUGCACAAAUUGCUGAUGUUGAACAACCUACAUUACCACUUGCAGCUGAAGCAUGUAGUUGUUUUGUGAACACCACAACUUCAGAACCAGCUGUAGUAUUUUCUGAAGGCAACAGUUUUACAUCUUUUCCACUAUUCCGCAUCAGUUAUAUGUGGUAUUCCCUGUUGGGUGCUGCUUCAACUAUUAUUUUGGGACUUCUCAUCUCUGUGAUUAUCAAUGCCGUUCAAGAAAACCGUGUCAUGCACAUUACACAAAGACCAUCAUCAAGAAAUAGAAUAAGUACAAUAAGCAGUAAUAACAUGAACAGUUUAUCAACAAAUUUCCCAAUGACUCCUUCAAUAGUGACGUCACAAAAGCUAGCAUUUGAAAAUCCUAGUGUGAGGAUUGAUGAUGAAUAACUUUAAUUUUUUUUCUUUUUAAACAAACAAACAA
Messenger RNA from Episyrphus balteatus (marmalade hoverfly), 2686 nucleotides. RefSeq names its product sodium-coupled monocarboxylate transporter 1. Gene Ontology annotation, cellular component: membrane. NCBI's taxonomy places the organism in Eukaryota, Metazoa, Arthropoda, Insecta, Diptera, Syrphidae. The coding region runs from base 643 to 2652 and encodes 669 amino acids. The transcript has 10 exons. The record is from RefSeq and is a predicted model, not a curated record. Gene Ontology annotation, biological process: sodium ion transport; transmembrane transport. Gene Ontology annotation, molecular function: symporter activity.